AUGUUUUUUUCUUUCUUUUAUUUUAAAUUUUUUAAAACAUUAUACCUUCUGAAGACUUGCUGUCAAGCUUUCCGCUUUCUGCAAUGUUCUCCUAUUGGCCCCAUCUAUUAUUCAAAUAUUUUUCCUUUUUUUUUUUCUUUCUAUUUUUUUUUUAAAGUUUGUUCUUUCUUUCUAUCAUUCUUUUUUUUUCACAGCUUUCUAUUCUUCAAAAAUCAUUUGAAACUUUCUCUCUUUCAUUCUUUCUUUUUUCUUUCCUUUUCUUUCUUUCCACGUAGAAGAUUUUGCUUUCUUUUUUUUACCUUCAUCAUGAAAUUUCUUAACAAUUUUAUUCUUUUCUUUUUUUAUAUAUUUUUUCUUUAUUUUUUUUUUUUUUAUUUUUUUCUUUUUAUUUCAAAAUCUAAAUUUUUCUUUUCUUUCUUUCUUCCUUUCUUUUUUUUUUCUUUUUUUUUUCUUUUCUUUUUUCUUUUUUUGGUUUCUUUCUUUCCUUUUACCAAUAAAUCUUAUCUUUCUUUCUUUUCUUUUUUUUUUUUCUUUUUAAGUCUUUGUUUGUUUGUUUCUUUUUUCUUUCUUUCUUUCUUUUUUUUUGUUUUUUUUUUCUUUCUUUCUUUUUUUCUUUCUUUCUUUUCAAAUUUCUUUUCUUUUUUUUUUAUAUAA
Messenger RNA from Acanthosepion pharaonis, 654 nucleotides. The record is from the annotation of a GenBank genome assembly. NCBI's taxonomy places the organism in Eukaryota, Metazoa, Mollusca, Cephalopoda, Sepiida, Sepiidae.